Mya arenaria is the source of this 4499-nucleotide messenger RNA. RefSeq names its product protein phosphatase 1 regulatory subunit 12A-like. The coding region runs from base 311 to 3469 and encodes 1052 amino acids. Lineage: Eukaryota; Metazoa; Mollusca; Bivalvia; Myida; Myidae. The transcript has 15 exons. Gene Ontology annotation, molecular function: ubiquitin protein ligase binding. The record is from RefSeq and is a predicted model, not a curated record.
AGAUCAUAGUAAAGGAUCAAUCUACUGCAUUAACAACAAUUUCUUCCUGAUGCAGAUAUUUAUCAUUUGAAAGUUGGAAAUUUCAUUCAGUGAUAUUCAAUACAUCGAAGAAAUCUAGAGUUAAAUUUUGUUAAAAUGUGUCAUGUUCACGAUAAGGUUGGAUUAUAGGAUGGCAAGCUAGAGUUGACACAUGAAAGGAAAUUAGCCUUGUGCAAAUAUUGCCGAUAAUUCGCACACAAUCGCCAAAGCAGGAUAUGAGAGGAAAUAGCAAUUCAGACUGUUAAAUUCCCCGCGUUGGUCACCGUACGGGAUGGCAGAUAUAAUGUCACCAGCUGACCUCUCAACCAUGGACGCCAUCGACGAUCCGGAAGCCAUAUUUGAUUUCAUCACAGUGCGAUCAAUGCAGGAACGUUAUGGUAAAACAGAAUCCCCACGUGCUCGACUCGGCCGCCAUGACACUUCCGCUUACCAAAACGAUGCCAUAUACCAAAACGAGGCAGAAUUUGAAACCUUUGUGCAGCAGUUUCCGAUUGAUGAUUCGAUCGCAGAAUGUUUUGCAGCAGCCAAUGAAGAUUCAGAAAAGCUAGACGGCAAAUACCUUUCAGGUGGCAAACGACCACAGCUCACUGCAAAAUACAACAAAUUCAAGAAAAGAUUCGGAAGGAAACCAUCGGACGAUACAAGUCUACUGUCUGACGAGGAAAUCCGUUCACGUGACUCUAAAAGGCGUUCUAAAAAGGCGGGAGGUGUCUUCAGCAAACGUUACAAAUGGCGAAACUUCGCAGUUACAGGAACAAAAAAGAAUUCAGUCUCACCAGAUAAAAGGGACAAAUUUCAGACGGAUUUUGCUGAUGAGGUUUUUCUCCCGGGCGUUCAGUCUUCUAGUCAAACACGGUUUGCGCCUGGUAUUGUAACAGCCGAGGUACACCACGUGAGCAGUUCCACGAGUGAUUCCCAGAUUACGUCAUUCUCCGAGAUGGUCGCGCGUGCGCAGACGUCACAGGGGAAUACCCCAGUUUCAGUUGGAACCAGUAACGCAUCGGAGGACGAGUUUGCAGCCAUUCUUCAAGGCAAUACGACUGACACGGUAUCAAAAAUAGAAGACCUCCAACUGGACCAGGUUCUGAAAAUGCGGGAUUACCAUGGUAACACACUUCUCCAUCGGAGCGUAUUGCUAGGCAACGCCGAUGUUGUGAAGUAUGUCCUUGAAAAGUUUCCGGAAAUGACGUCAGAUCUGAAUUCUGAUAACGAGACUGCAGUCGAGGUGGCAGCAAAGAGCGGUCGCGUCGAGUGCCUGCGGGUGAUGAUAGAACGAUCUAACAGGCGCCAGUCCCCGGGGCCCGCCAUAACCAACCGCCUUCUCAACAUAUGUGCCCAGUACGGACAGGCAGACUGUUUGAAUCUGCUGUUGAUGUCGAUGUCACGUGAUCCACAUGCCACGUGUUCAUUGCCUGGCGACGCACGCGGAAACACUGCUGCGCACCUGGCAGCCAAACAUGGCAACGUCCAGUGUCUCCAUACCCUCGUCGCAAGCGGAUAUGACGUCACGUCGGAGAACCUAUUACGUCAGCGACCUCUGCACGUAGCGCACGUGAGCCGCUCCGCAGCUUGCUUCGAGUACUUACUUCUGGUGAAUGUCUGUGGAGAGCUACUGACAGCCAUGAGGGAGCAAGCGGACGUAUGUGAUAGGCUUCAUGAGCAGGUGUCUGGUUGCCGGGCGACACUUGAACAUGUGCGCGGAUGGCUUGGGCGGCAGGGAGCUCUGGUAGGAGAGACGGACUCGGCGCUGCGGGAAUGCACACAGGCCGUGGUUGGGAGUGUCCGCGGGAUACAGGGACGCCUCAUGGCCAUCGCAGAGACACUCAGGCCGGACUCCCACGUGCAGGAAGAUAUCAAUCGGCGGCUCGGUGAGCUACAGGGCGAGAUGGAGCGACUUGAGGACAUCUGUGACUUCUCUCCGCUGACAGACAUGGAGGCUUCAGUCCGACGCCUCACUUCCGGUCUGGAUGAAUCGCUCUCCAGUCUCUGUGACGUCACUUCCGGCUCCAAAGAUUCUGAAGAUACGUCCAAAAUAGUGUGUUCGCUUCUGCGAGAUAUUCAUCGUGAAAGUCUGUUAGAGAAUUGGGAUACAAGUCACGUUUACGAAAAACAUUUGGCCCAUGAGGAAGUAGACAGUGAAACGACGGAACCGUUUAAUGUUGUGUCUGUGUUAAACGCUGCUACUAGAGACAAUCCUGGUAAACAUGGGCGAUCCUUAGUCAAAGAGACUAAUAAAGAUGCGGGUAAUCACAGGGUAGAAGAUGAUGACGUUCCUGACGAUGUGUUAAGAGAAAAUGGAAGUAAUACCAGACAUGACAAUCAACUUGCCAAGGCAAAUGGUAAAAAGAAUAUAAGUGACGAUGAGCAUACAAUUUUGAAAAACAAUAAAGAUGCUUCACAAACUUCUGAACCAGACGGCAAAAACCGAUAUGAAAACGCUAACGCGGAAAAAGAAUAUAAUAAAGCUGAUAACACAGUCAGCAAUUUGGAAAGUGAUAAAGAAAAUGACAAUGAAAAUCACAUGGAUCCGACUGAGCGGCCCUUCACAAGGCUGCUUUCACUUGACGAGAGAAUAGACCUUCUUAUAGCAGGUGAGCGGGAGAGAGAGAAAGAUGAGAGUGCUGACGCCGACCACAGAACUUCCAGUGAAAGUAGGGAUUCGUUUCAAUCACGCCAACCCCCUUCUUACACAUCAACAUUCACCUCCAUAACAUCAAAUGCGUCAUCGGCCUCAGACUGGUGUAACAGACUACCGCUAACCAGUCUAGAGUCCACAACAACUGAUGACAUAAUCAGUACCGAUGCAUCACGUGAUCACACAAAUAGUGAAUCGACCUCAUAUUGGUGGGAUAUUGAGGACAAUCCAUACGGAUCUCACCAAGAUCUUCAAGUCAGAGCACCAUUGAAUCAGGAUAUCAGGAGACGAAUCCAUCUUAACCUUGAAAACGAUUCAUCUUCUUACCAUGAGCUUAGACAGCAGAGAAUAGUAAACCAUCUCAAAUCCAUUCAGCAAGCAAGGUUCAGUUCGGACAAUUACCGUGAGCGGAUAACUACGUCCUCAGGAGAAGUGAUGGGCGGGUUUGACACGCCCCCGGAAACGGACGUUCCCAGUCGCAGAGUUCUCGUCGACGUCAACGGCGCAUUACAGAAACGGAAUCAAAACAAGCCCGUACCAAAGUCACGCAAACGUGGAAAACCCCGUCUGUUCACCUUAGAGGAUGCCAUAGCAACCAAACCUUUGAGUGAAUCCGACUUCCGGGAGCGAUUCGAGCGUUCACUCGGUCUGAACUUGAAAUGGGAAGAAAUGUCUAUCACUACGGACGAAGAGGAUCGUUCGCUGACCUGGUUGGACCACGUGGACAAUUAUGGGAGUCCACUAAGUGAGUCAGACACGCUAGACAGUUCCCAUGAGGCCCAGAGUUUCGUCUGAAGUAUUCAAGGGUGAAAUAUCAGAGCAGAUCAGUUGUUGUUGUUGUUGCUGUCUAAAUUAGAAUUUCGACCCAAGGGUUGUCCCUGCCUGGUUCAGGAUGAUAUGUUAUAAACGGAACAUUUACCACAACAUAUACAGUGGAAAUUUAUUAUCCUGAUGUCAGCUGGACCGCGCAAAAAGCUUCGAGAUAACGAAACUUCGAUAUUUCCGACAAUCACAGAGUCUUGUUUGACCGGAUAUGGAAUUGUCGCCCUGAUCACUAGAUGUUACAGUUUAAUUAUCAUGUACAUCUUAUUUUGAUUAGUAUUUUUUGUGUAAAAAUGACUCAUAACACAUUGAUAUUUUGUUUAUGUUUCUGAUUUUAAACGGUAUGCUCACACUCAUGCUACGGGCAUAUAGUCAAAACGGCUUAGUACCGUUUUUUUUUUUUGUAUCGGCACACUUCAAAUGGCGUUUUCCUGUUAAGAACAUACAUGAUCGAGGCACCUUUUUGUCGAACCCGCUUGUGGUGGGCGAGACAUAGUUGUCACAAUCGCUGUUCCGUGUAUGUGCGUGACUGCGUCCGUCCGUCCGGACUGAAUUUAUCCGGGCUGUAUCUUACCAAGAAUGAUAUAUACAGGAUUUUCGAAAAAAAAACUUCCAUGGAGGUUCACCAUGCCGAGGCGUAGUUAGGUGCAAUUUUAGAAAUGCUUCUAAAAUGAACUUACACGUGACCAGGUGUUAUAUGCAAUAUAUUGGAAACUCUAGUUAGUAUUUUGUUACAUUAACCUUGACUUGUAUUGUACAUCAACUCCGGCUGUCGCAACCAGAGCAUCUCGACCAUUUUUAAUCAAAAACAAUCUCUGGCGUAUAUGGUCACUUUACGGUGUCAGAAGACUUUACGUUUCGCUACGCUGUAAGCAGAUCGCGUGAUUACAAUUUAGCAGUUAAUCCUUAGGACAUUACUCUUAGGAAUCUGAAUUGUUCAUAAAAUUAUGCACUUCAGUGGGAUUGAAUUUGAACUUACAAAUAACACGUUAAAACACUACAA